This is a messenger RNA of Laccaria bicolor S238N-H82, 789 nucleotides long. RefSeq lists its product as uncharacterized. Bases 1 to 789 code for a protein of 262 amino acids. The record is from RefSeq and is a predicted model, not a curated record. The transcript has 6 exons. NCBI's taxonomy places the organism in Eukaryota, Fungi, Basidiomycota, Agaricomycetes, Agaricales, Hydnangiaceae.
AUGCCUGACCCGCAGAAAUUGAUCAAAGAAUUUGAGGAGGAUGCAGCGAAGGAGGGGGUUGAUCUUGAUGCAGACCCCUACAAGGGAGUGUUGUUGCGGGAACUUGUGAUUGAGGAGGAUUGGUCAUGUCAUUAUGAACUCUCUGUAAAUUUGAAGCAUAUUUUGGGUGUUGGCCGUUGUGGCGAGGAGAAACAACGAGAAACUUUCACGCUCACCAAUGCAGCGAUGUCCGAUGAGCAGAGUGCCAGCUACUAUGAAGGCCAUAUCAAGUCUACGUCAGAGCUGUUGAACAAGGUCUCUAAGCAGGUCGCAUUUUCCUCUGCAGGGCCUCCUGAAUCAGCAGAAUCACAAGCUUACCAUCACAUUGCCACCCUCUUGACCCAAGGCUCUGAUGAUGGGGGACAUGCACAAAAUCCUUCACAAACGGCACUUCAGGCCACAAUUAUUGAGACCAUGUUUGGGUAUGUGAUGCUUCUGGACACUGUUAUGUUGAAGUUGGUGCCUGGCUGGAAGUGGCUUUUGUGUCUAGCAAAGUUCCAUAUGAAACACGUAAUGGUACCCUCUAUUUCCUCUUCCACAUCAGCUCAGCAAUGCAAUGGAUCCAAGCUCUUGUCUCAGUCUAUCAUGCUGUCAAGGCCUCAACACAGAAGCACCCAACCAAUAGUAGGGAGUGUUACAGUCUCUACAGGCAGUUGGCACAUAUCCGGAUGUGACAAAACACCAUACUACAUGGGCCCAGCCGGACGGCCCGAAUCUUAUGAUGUGCCUUUAGUGAUGGUGCGGCCGUGA